UUUAGAUGCAAAAAUGACAAAAAAUGUCACUUUUGUCUUUAGUUAUAUGGAAAAAAUGAACUGCCAUCAACCAAAAACAUAAUUUCAGUUUGUGAGAGGAAGAGAUUGUGAUUCUCAACAAUGGGGUGUCUCAACAAUUCAACCAAUGGGACAGAUACGCCAUACACCCUGCUGGUGGCCCUUCCUAUGAGCAUCCUGGUGGGGUUUUUCAUCCUCGUCAUUGUCUUUGGCAAUGUGCUGGUGAUCAUCGCAGUGUUCACGAGCCGAGCUCUCCGGGCUCCUCAGAACCUGUUCCUGGUGUCUAUGGCCUCCGCUGAUAUAUUGGUGGCUACACUGGUGAUGCCGUUCUCGUUGGCGAAUGAGUUGAUGGGCUGCUGGGCCUUUGGGCCGGUUUGGUGUGAAAUCUACCUGGCCUUGGACGUUCUCUUCUGCACGGCCUCGAUCACUCACCUGUGCGCCAUCAGUCUGGACAGAUACUGGUCGAUCACGCAAGCCAUCGAGUACAACCUCAAGCGCACACCACAACGAAUCAAGUGCAUUAUUUUUAUAGUUUGGAUCAUCGCCGCAGUGAUCUCCUUCCCGCCUCUGAUUACCAUGAAGAAGGAAGAGGGGGCCACCUGCAAAAUCAAUGAAGAAAAAUGGUACAUCGUUUCCUCUUCCAUUGGUUCGUUUUUCGUGCCUUGCAUCAUCAUGGUCCUCGUGUACAUCCGAAUUUACCAGAUCGCCAAGAAGAGGACCAGAGCGCCACCUGGGGACCGGAUGAUAAAGGAAGCGGGCAAGAAGGAUAACGAUCUGGAGAGGGAUCCCAAUGAGAAGCUCAACGGGAAUCCCAACCCUAAACCAGACGAGGACAUGGAGGAAUCGUCCUCCUCGGACCACAAGGUCUCCAACCCCUGCUCCCUCAAGAAGAAGAGCUCCAAAGGAAAGACUAAGCGGAGCCAAAUCAAACCGGGGGAUGGCGACAAGCACGAGGUCCUUCAGACCACCAAGACCAGCAGGUGGAAAGGCCGCCAAAACCGGGAAAAGCGCUUCACGUUCGUCUUGGCGGUGGUCAUAGGCGUGUUCGUCAUCUGCUGGUUCCCGUUUUUCUUCACCUACACGUUGACAGCGUUUUGCGAAGAAUGCGUGCCGGAACCACUUUUCAAGUUUUUCUUCUGGUUCGGCUACUGCAACAGUUCCCUCAAUCCCAUUAUAUACACCAUCUUCAAUAAUGACUUCCGGAGAUCCUUCAAGAAGAUCCUCUGCCGGAGAGAUAACAGGAGAGGGGUGUGAAUUGAGUUG
Messenger RNA from Carassius carassius (crucian carp), 1281 nucleotides. RefSeq names its product alpha-2A adrenergic receptor-like. NCBI's taxonomy places the organism in Eukaryota, Metazoa, Chordata, Actinopteri, Cypriniformes, Cyprinidae. Gene Ontology annotation, cellular component: membrane. Gene Ontology annotation, molecular function: adrenergic receptor activity. The record is from RefSeq and is a predicted model, not a curated record. The transcript has a single exon. Gene Ontology annotation, biological process: adenylate cyclase-activating adrenergic receptor signaling pathway. The coding region runs from base 121 to 1272 and encodes 383 amino acids.